UGAACUUAACGAAUUCCCAAAACGCCCAACAAUUGACGCUGAAAUGGCCGUUCCCUCGAUAAUUUCAGGGGUUAUUUCAGUCCAUUAAUCUAAGGCAACGUCGAGUUUGGUGCCCAAAAUAUAUCACGUGGUAUUCUUUCCUUGUAAUAAGUGAAGCUUACGCGCGAGCACCACAUCCAGACACAGAGAGAGAGAGGCAGAGAAGAAGCUCCGGGGACCGUAAGAAUCGGAUCCGGGGUAUCUUCGGAGCUUCAAUCCAGGAAGAGUCGAAGCUUUCGGUUCUUUCUCUUUCUUUCUCAUAGGAUUUUCAAAUCGAUAAUAGCUUUAGCUAAGGUUCAGGUAUCGAAUAAUGGUAGAUUAACCGCCAGAAGCCACUUGAAAACAGUUGUGGAACGUUUCAGUUUUUGUGAAUUGUCUUUCUCAGUAUUGCGAUUCUUCAAAUUUAGCUACGUUUUGUCUUCAUUAAGAAAAGGUGUUGAAAGAAAUAUGCUUCAUUGGAGAAAAACUAGUUUUAAUUGCUGAUAGGUGUAAAUGUAUAACCUUUUAUGUGCUAUUCAAGGUUCAACAUUCUCUCAGAGAGUGAUUGAAAUAAGGGAACUUGAUUUAAGGGGUUAAGAUGCCACCUGUUGUGCUUUCUAAGCUAAACCCGGCAAUAUAUACUGGUUUUCAAAGGGCAAUUUCAGGAAGACAAGUUCGGUUGUGCAAUCCAACGAGUUCACUACUUAGACAGCGCACAUUGUUGUCUGCCAAUUCAGGGUUGACUCAGUUUUUGCCUUAUUCGAUUAAUUUGAUAUCGGAUAGUAGGUUUGUGCUGAACCAGCUUUGUACUAGGGCAAAAACGAUGGCUGUGUCUGGUUCCAAGGCUGUUUUUGGAGAUGUUUAUGUGGAUGAGUUAGUAGCAAGUUGUGGGAAUGGCUUGGACUCCUUAAAACCUACUGGGGUUUAUUUUCCUGAUAGAAGUCAUGGCAGUUGCCAGAAAGUUAGCAUGACUUUGAGAAAGCGAGAACAAACCAACAAUCGUUUUGUGUAUGGAUACUAUGUUUAUGAUGCAAUGCAGAGAAAUACCAAAUAUAACCCGCCUUUUGGUCCAAGGAUCAAAAGUAUUCACACCUCAUCUUUGUUGUGUUCAUGUGCUGGGGCUGCUCAUGAUGUGUCAUUUGAUGGCGGUUCUAAGGAUGAGCAGAUUGCAAGUUUGCCUGAACAAGCUAUUCCUGGUGAGAAAACCUUGACAUUAGUUUCAGGGUCAUGUUAUCUGCCGCAUCCUGCUAAGGAAGAAACAGGGGGAGAGGAUGCUUAUUUCAUUUGUGCCAAUGAACAAGCCAUAGGUGUAGCUGAUGGCGUAGGUGGCUGGGCAGAAGUUGGCAUUGACGCUGGAGAAUUUGCCCGUGAACUUAUGUCUAAUUCAGUGACAGCAAUUCUGGAUGAACCCAAGGGUUCCAUUGACCCAGCCAGAGUUUUAGAGAAGGCCCAUUCAAGCACAAAAUCACAAGGAUCCUCAACAGCCUGCAUCAUUGCCCUUACAGACGAGGGAAUACAUGCUAUAAAUCUGGGGGACAGCGGCUUCAUGGUGGUUAGGGAUGGUUGCACUGUCUUCCAUUCCCCAGUGCAACAACAUGGUUUCAAUUUUACAUAUCAAUUGGAGAGUGGUAAUAAUGGUGAUCUGCCGAGUUCUGGUCAGGUUUUCAGAAUUCCUGUUCUACCAGGUGAUGUCAUUGUCGCUGGAACAGAUGGGUUAUUUGAUAACUUGUACAAUAAUGAGGUUACUGCUGGUGUUAUUCAUGCUUUAAGAUCUGGCUUCAGUCCCGAAGUAACUGCUAAGCAGAUAGCUGCUUUGGCUCGUGAACGCGCAGUGGAUAAGCACCGGCAGACACCAUUUGCCAAAGCUGCUCUAGAUGCUGGUUUUCGCUAUUAUGGUGGGAAGCUUGAUGACAUCACUGUUGUUGUGUCUUAUGUUACUAGCUCUGCCAAAGUGAGGAAAAGAAAAGCCAUGAGAUCAUUCUUCUGAGAGCAGUAGCCGCUGAAAACAGAUUAUACAGCAUGACAAAUAGUCCUCAUGAUUGCAGGGAAGUUUAAAUAAAGCAGGAAAUUCACAAUUUGGUAAAAA
Theobroma umbraticum is the source of this 2104-nucleotide messenger RNA. Its product is annotated as Protein phosphatase 2C family protein. Gene Ontology annotation, molecular function: protein serine/threonine phosphatase activity. Gene Ontology annotation, cellular component: chloroplast. Gene Ontology annotation, biological process: protein dephosphorylation. The record is from RefSeq and is a predicted model, not a curated record. NCBI's taxonomy places the organism in Eukaryota, Viridiplantae, Streptophyta, Magnoliopsida, Malvales, Malvaceae.